Messenger RNA from Fusarium venenatum, 510 nucleotides. Its product is annotated as acyl-CoA N-acyltransferase. The record is from RefSeq and is a predicted model, not a curated record. Lineage: Eukaryota; Fungi; Ascomycota; Sordariomycetes; Hypocreales; Nectriaceae. Gene Ontology annotation, molecular function: N-acetyltransferase activity.
AUGGCAUCCUCACCAGUAGUCCGACAGGCAUCUUCAGCAGAUGUUCCUCAAAUCCUAAGCUUCAUUCGCGAUGGCGGAGAAGAGCAAUCUCCCGGAACCCAUAUCGCCGCGACAGAGGAAACGCUGUUGAACACUCUGUACCUUUCAGACGUGUCAGACAACAAGCUUCGCUUCGGCAGACCACUAAUCAUCUACUCACCCGAGGGAAAACCCGCCGGACUUUUGAUCUACUUCUUCAACUACACAACAUGGGGGGCUGCACCUGGAGUCUGUAUGGAGGAACUGUACGUCGUUCCUGAGUACAGACGACAUGGUUAUGCCCGACUGCUUGUCCAGGCUUUAGCCAAAGCCGCUAAAGAAGCUGGCUGCGUGAAGAUGGAAUGGCUUUGUCUUGUGGAUAAUACAAAGGCUUUGAAGUUUUAUGAGAAGUUGGGUGCUAUACGGAAGCAUGAUUGGGCUGUGCUUAAGGUCGAUGAGGAUGGUAUUGAUCGAUUGAUGCGGAAUGAUUGA